UGCAACGGAAAAUAUGCGUGUUUACCAAAGUCGUUUCGGUACAACGGCGCCGUGUGUUGCGUCACGUUUAAGGAAAUUGAUAGUGAACCGAGGUCGCCGUGACUAACAUAAUUGCAAAUUUAUAACCAUUAUAAGUGAAUGAUUUACAUGGUUGAGUGUUAUUUUGUGAAGGUGUGAUAAAAAUAAUCCCUAAAUAAAUCUCCCAAUGAUCCCCUUGGAUGCCAUACAAGUGCGACAUGCCACGAGACGAAACAUGUCCGAUCGAUAUAACCUUGCUGCAUCGACUCAAUCGGCGAGAGCCGAGAGUCGACAAGAUGGCGGCGAGUGGGGAGCGGGCGCCCAGUUGGCCAGGUGCUGCCGCCGCGUCGAGUUCGGCGCUAUAGCUAACUAAAUAGGUACGCAGUGUUGUACAUUUAGAACGUUCACAAUGGCUACCGCGAAAGACACGUCUACUUUCUUUCUCGAAGCGGAUGCAAUACAAUUCGAUAGUGUAUUAAAGUUAUAUCCACAAGCGAUCAAAUUAAAGGCUGACCAGAAAACAAAGAAACCAGAGGAGCUCAUUAAAUUGGACAACUGGUACCAGAAUGAACUGCCAAAGAAGAUUAAAUCAAGGGGGAAAGAUGCUCACAUGAUACACGAAGAGUUGGUACAGCUCAUGAAAUGGAAACAGGCGCGGGGGAGAUUCUACCCACAACUAUCAUAUCUCAUAAAAGUGAACACGCCCAGAGCUGUGAUGGCGGAGACAAAAAAGGCAUUCAAGAAGCUCCCGAACAUAGAAUCCGCGAUGACAGCACUCAGCAAUCUGAAGGGCGUGGGCACAGCCACCGCAUCAGCGCUGCUCGCGGCUGCCUGUCCAGAAAUAGCACCCUUUAUGGCUGAUGAAUGUAUACAGGCCAUCCCCGAAAUGGAAGGAAGCGACUACACUGCCAAGGAAUACCUCAAUUUUGUUAAACAUAUUAAAAACGUCUGUGAUAGAUUAAAUAAGGAUCAAAACGGUUGUGGCAAGAAAUGGUCUCCACACAUGGUCGAGCUAGCGAUAUGGACACACCACAUAGUUUCGGAUCUCCAGCCUGAGCUCCUGGGCAAGGCUCCCAAAAUCGCGGUACCCACUAAUGGUGGAUCACCCUUACCCAGCGACGAGAGUAACCUGGAACCGCCAACAAAUGGCAAUGGUAAAAUAUCAUCAGAAUGCGCAGAGGACACAACAUCGUGCACCGAAGACUCAAUGGAUGCAAAAGGAGCCUCACCCUCGACCCCUGCCACCCCCGCGUCGCCUUCAGAUAACUCAGACUCUGCGUUAAGUACGCCGCGUUCGAAACGGCAAAUAGAAGAAGCUAGUUCAGAAGAGAACUCUCUGGGAGACUCCUGCGAUGCCGUCGAGCCGGCCACGAAGAAACUUAGAGAAGCCACACACUGACACACACGCACACACACACACUUGAACGUUCGAUCCUAAAGCAAACUGACCUCACACAAGCAUAUUGUUGACCUAUAAAUGUUACCGCUGCAAAAAUAUACAAUAUGCUAUUACAUAUUUAAUUAGAUAGUAUUCAUGGAGUUCAAAAUAACUUUUUGUACAGAGUUUUUAUAAGCAAGCUAUAACUUGAGCUCUUCGUCGUUGAUUAUUCGUGACGUUUACGAGAAAUGAAAAAUUAUAAGAAAUGACCCCGGAUUUCAUGUGACGGAUAUUAUUAUUAUAUUUUAAUUACAUUAAUUAGUCAAUAAAAUAAUAAAUGCUGCUGAAGUAUACGAAAACAAAAUAGAAAUGCGAUACCCCCAGACUUAUUUUGAUAAUAUAUAAGUUGCUUAGUAUAAUUAUAAAAUGCUCUAAAUCUAUACGAAAUACCACACACUAGACGAAAAAGACUACUUUUAAGAUCAACGUUCAAUGUCCGUGCUUGUAGACUUCCCUCCACUAGGUGAGUGUGGACGGGAAUUAUUUUAGAAUAAUAACUAUUGGUCAAACGACAAAAUAUCUGAUGAGGAUAGCAUUUUGGGUUUUCAUCUCUCCAUAUAUUGCUCAAACAAUACUUCAUUCAUAUUGUCAUCAGGUCUAAAAGAAGUUAUCUUCAUUGACCAAUAAAUUGCCCAUUUAAAAUAAAUACUUAAGUCUCCGAAAUACCUAAUACAAUUAAAUUUUUUAUGAGUUGAAGCAAAAUUAUAAUAGUAUCAUAGAUGUACAAUCUAAAAUUUAUUUUAAGACCUGAUAGGAAAAAUGUAUGUAAUUUUCUGACAUUCAAUUCAAUGCAACUAUAUUUGAAAUAAUACCUACCAUAGUCGUUUGACCAAUCGUCGAAUAUAAUUGAACACCGCCCACCUAGCUGUUUAUAGUUUUAUAAUCUGACAACGUCGCUUAGUUAUCUUACUGUAAUACUUAUAAUUUUGUUGUUAACGCGAAAAAUAUUAUUAAUAAACCAUAUUGUUACGUGUGAUAAUUUUUAAAAAAUACAUCCUACUCCAUAGUUUUCUGUAACCACAAUAUAAAAUUUUAAAUAAGUUUAUUUUGCUCAUUAACUCAAUUUUGAAUUUUUAAGUUUAGCCCGCAUUACGAAAUGUUAUUAAUAGGAUACCUGAGCCUAGUGGACGGAGAAGACUUAAUAUUGUACCUAGGUAAUUUAUUUUCAAUUCCGUAUAAUGUUAACGUAGCCUUAAGUUUAAAUACCGAUUUUGUAAGUUUAUAGGGUGAUAAUUGAUUAUUUUAAUGUUUAUUUUUACGGAUGCGUUUUCGAUUUAAAUACGAGACGAAUACAAUUAUACGAGUGUCCCUUCCAUUGGAACAGCAAGAAAUCUGAAAUUAUUAACGAAAUAACUUUCUUGUUUGGAGCGGGCGAUAGGGCCUACUUUAGUUUUUGUAAUUAAUUUGAAAGAGGGUUCGCAUCCAUAAUGAUUAGUGACAUUCCAUUAAUUGUAUAACGAUAGGCGACGCUCAGCUGGAGGGGGGGGAGUGGGGGGUCAGCGCCGCAUCAGGACCAUUUGCCUUGACAACAGACUCCAUUGCCUUAUGAGACAGUCUGCCGCAGAUUUUAUAUGCAACAAUAUAAUACAAAGGACGUGUUACCCGGGCCCCGGGACACGGGCCCACAAUGUAGUUUUUAUUGAACAAAUAUAAGAUAUUAAUUUUAUAA
Leptidea sinapis is the source of this 3125-nucleotide messenger RNA. RefSeq lists its product as uncharacterized. The coding region runs from base 428 to 1417 and encodes 329 amino acids. NCBI's taxonomy places the organism in Eukaryota, Metazoa, Arthropoda, Insecta, Lepidoptera, Pieridae. The record is from RefSeq and is a predicted model, not a curated record. The transcript is spliced from 7 exons.